AUGUCUUCUCGUCUACCUGCUUUUGCCCGCGGCUCCUCCGACUCCCAAGAGCCCUCCGAUCCCAUCUCCCCCGCCGACCAGCGCAGCGAUGCUAAGCAGAACUUCCUAAAGACGAUGCGCGCGCUGCCCACGCAGCAUUACUGGAACGUCUACUUUGACCGUCAGGCCAAGGAGGGCGAGACCGGUGACCAAUAUCACUCUGGCCUCGAGCAGCUCGGCACCCAGAUCGAGUCGGUGCAGGACUUUUGGCGAUAUGCGAACAACACCCCCGUUGCAAAUAUCGGUGUGCGCGAGUCCCUCUACCUCUUUAAGUCGGGCUUCCGUCCUGUCUGGGAGGAUCGACGAAAUGUCCUCGGCGGGAGCUGGACCUUCCGCUUUCCCAAGAGCUUGGGUCCUGAUGUCUGGACCCGGGUUCAGCUCCUUGCUAUUGGCGAGCAGCUCCAGAGCGUUCUCGACGACGAGGACCAGCUCUGCGGCGUUGGUCUUUCGGUCCGCUUCAACUCCCACCUCGUCACCGUCUGGCACCGCGACGCCUCCAAGAAGAAUUCGAUCGACAACAUCCUCGCAUGCAUCUUGGAAGGACUCCCCGCCGAAAUGCACCCCAAGCCCGACGCCUACUACUACAAGCGACACUCGGACCAUGCUGGCUUCAACCCUCCCCCGGAGCUCAAGGCCGUCCUGGACUCCCGCCGUCGAGAGGAGGAGAAGCUGGCUGCUGCGGCCAAGGAUACCGGAGCGAAGCCAGCUGUGACAGUCGACUCUCCUCAAUGA
Fusarium sp. VM40 is the source of this 771-nucleotide messenger RNA. NCBI's taxonomy places the organism in Eukaryota, Fungi, Ascomycota, Sordariomycetes, Hypocreales, Nectriaceae. The record is from the annotation of a GenBank genome assembly.